AUAUUGUGAAAAUGCAAAGGCCCCACCUAACUUAUUAACGGCAAUCUGACGAAAAAGGAUGAGGCCAGGACCGGAGAGUGACUUCAACCUGGGGUUGCACUUCAUCUUCGAAGCAAACUUACAUUGAUUUCGUGGAGUUUUUUUUUUAGUGCUAAGCAAUCUGGUGGGCGUUGUGGAUGGCAUAGCACUAGUAAAAGUACUACUAGUAGAAGUAGUGAUAGACUAGUACCGUCAUCCCGGUUAUAAGUUUAGAGAGAUGGGUCUGUGGGGGGGGAAAAGAAAGUUAUUAACCCAUAGCGAAAUUCGUUUGGAUACUGGGUUUUUUGAUUUAUUUUGAUUAUGGAAUUUCAAUUUCAACCAUUAACUGGUUUUGGGGUGGCUAAAGUACUGGAUUCAAGACACCCGAACUUCAAGAAAGGUGACUUGAUUUGGGGCACAACCGGAUGGGAAGAAUAUAGUGUCAUCACAGAACUGGAAGGACUCUUUAAAAUCCAGCACACUGAUGUCCCCCUUUCCUACUAUACUGGAAUUCUUGGUAUGCCUGGUUUGUCAGCGUAUGUCGGUUUUUACGAAGUUUGUUCUCCUAAGGAAGGAGAAUAUGUGUUUAUUUCUGCGGCAUCAGGUGCAGUUGGUCAGCUUGUUGGGCAAUUUGCAAAGUUGAUGGGUUGCUAUGUUGUUGGAAGUGCUGGAAGUAAAGAAAAGGUUGAUCUCCUAAAGAGGAAGUUUGGGUUUGAUGAUGCUUUCAAUUAUAAGGAAGAAACUGACUUGGACGCUGCGUUGAAAAGGUACUUCCCUGAGGGCAUUGAUAUCUACUUUGAGAACGUAGGGGGAAAGAUGCUUGAUGCUGUGCUUCUCAAUAUGAAAGACCAUGGCAGGAUUUCUGUAUGUGGACUGGUUUCACAAUACAAUCUUGAUCAGCCUGAAGGUGUUCAGAACUUGAUGUGUCUUAUUUAUAAAAGAAUUCACAUGAAAGGAUUUGUUGUCUCUGAUUACUAUAACAUUUAUCCCAAGUUCUUGGAUGUAAUGCUGCCUUACAUCAGAGAAGGGAAGAUAAUGUAUGUGGAGGACAUAGCUGAAGGCCUUGAGAGUGGCCCUGCUACUCUGGCAGGACUUUAUAGUGGCCGCAAUGUUGGGAAACAAGUUGUUUUGAUUGCUCGGGAGUGAUUUGGCUAUGAUUUACGUAUCCAUUUGCUAUUAUGUUGAGUUCUAUGUCAAAUUCUUCGAUGUUAGAGGUCCACCUUGUGGUAGUUUAAUAAAGCCCUGUCUGAAGCCAGGGAAAGGUUUAUGGUUUGGUGUUGAGUAUAAUAAAUCUACAAGAAGGAACUUUGACAAUUUACAAAACCACAUUAUAUGAGUUUAAACCUUUAACUUAGUCAUGAAUGAUAUGUUAUAUCUUAUUAAGGAAACUAUGUUUAGUAAGC
Messenger RNA from Quercus lobata, 1421 nucleotides. RefSeq names its product 2-alkenal reductase (NADP(+)-dependent)-like. NCBI's taxonomy places the organism in Eukaryota, Viridiplantae, Streptophyta, Magnoliopsida, Fagales, Fagaceae. Gene Ontology annotation, molecular function: 2-alkenal reductase [NAD(P)H] activity. The record is from RefSeq and is a predicted model, not a curated record. The transcript has 5 exons. The coding region runs from base 340 to 1164 and encodes 274 amino acids.